Messenger RNA from Paramormyrops kingsleyae, 4848 nucleotides. It is a transcript of the gene tmem269, whose product is annotated as transmembrane protein 269. Lineage: Eukaryota; Metazoa; Chordata; Actinopteri; Osteoglossiformes; Mormyridae. Gene Ontology annotation, molecular function: phosphotransferase activity, for other substituted phosphate groups. The record is from RefSeq and is a predicted model, not a curated record. Gene Ontology annotation, cellular component: membrane. Gene Ontology annotation, biological process: phospholipid biosynthetic process.
CUUUUCCCAAAGCUUGUCGCAGCUGAUUUCUUAUUUCACAUAAUUUUACAUCCCUCACAUCGCACUUAUCGCCCCUUCGAAGUCGCUAGAAGGAUGGGAGGCGUCAUUUCCGGUGGAAUAUUCCAGCGAUUUAAUUUUGGCUUUAAAAGGGAAGUACAGAAAAGUACAAUACUGUCAUUAAGACACAGUCCCACAGUCUCCGGAGUUUAUUUAUUGCAAAAGAAUUUAUUUAAGAGUCAUUUUCUCCCGACCGUAUACCACAAGUGUCAGUCAGUAACAUAUUAUAAUUGCAUCAUUUUUGUUUUAUUCCAAAAUCCUUGAAGACGCAGAGCCAAAAAGACAGACGUGACCAUGUUCAUGCUGAUUCCCCCCUCUGAGAGGAAAAGGAUUAAAGCCUAAUUCAGAUGAAGAGUCUCUUGAACUCGACUGGCUAUGGAAUCGCGUGAAGUUCAGGGUGCAAUAGUAGGAACCUGAAUUUAAAUCUUUCUAAUGCAUAGAUGUCACAGUAGGUAUGCCCAAGCUACAUGGGUUUCUGGACUAGACACAUACCUAUUGGCAUCUGUGUCCAACUGGUUUUAAAUACGGUUCUUUGGAUUCACCUUUGGUCUAUGCGCUUGGGGUAUUUUUCAAAUUAUACCUUGAUCCCUCCAGUUCACAUGCCAACCUUGAUUUCACCAAAAGCCUUUUUUUAAAUGCUAUACCAUCAAAACAAAGGAGAGGAUAUUUGAUCACUUUUAUGUGCCUUUGAAAGUACGACUUUUCUCAGGAAUGAUAUUUGAUCAUUUAGUGUUCUUUAUGAUUACUCGUUAGGUAUGAUUACUGAAUGAGUAUUCUGUUAGUUUCCUUCUAGGUAUGUAAGAAAUCGAACACAAGAUUUUUUCCUGGUGGUUAACAUUGGUUUCAUCUGCUAUUAGGGUCAUCUUCAUUUAAUUUUAAUCUAUCAUCAAUGGUUAGAGGAACAGUGAAUCUUGUGUACUCCCUGGUAAGGGUACGGAGUGCAGUACAGUGCAUCAUCUACAUUGAUAGCCCUCUUGUUGCAGUUCUCUUAAGGUACUUUUUUAGCAUUUCAUAAAUUAUUUGAGGCUUGCAUAAUCCACUAUUUCCACGAAUGCUAAUAUUUUCGUGGAUCUGACAUUGGUAUUGGGUUUCUCAGCUGAGAUUUUUUUUUUGUUUGUUUAUUUGUUUGUUUGUUUUUUGCACUGGCCAUAAAUGGAUAAUCAACUCAAGGUGUGCCACCAUUAGUCUUAAGGGACAGAGUUUAAAAGACAAGCAUUCAGAAAAGGUCAUUUGACUUGCUGGAGCAGUUUUGUCAACUAGGAACAAUUACCAAGGCAAUCUUUAAACCACCCCUCCCCCCAAAAAAAAUUCUUUGCUUACAGUUUCCAGCCUCGUAAUUGUGCCAGGACUAAAGUCUCUUUGUCCCAGUUCAUUAAAAAGCCUUCCCUCAUUUCAAGGUCCAGUGAGACUUGUAGAUGGGGUUAGGUCAUCAGGUCCUUGAGCCUGCUGACUAAGUAUAAAUAUGCAUUGAAUCACUUAAAUUCUAUGAAUGAGGAGAUGUCAUAACAUAUGCCAUAAACAUACCAUUUAAUGCUACUAGUUUUUCUAAUUCAAUUUAACCAUAAGAAAUAAUGAAAAUCCUGAGAGGCAGUCUCUGUAGUUGACCAAUUCGCCUUUUGUCCAUUACCAACAUCUCUGAACUUUAAGGACAUAAUUUCUCAGUGAGGGUUUAUUGAUGCCAUACGGGAUAUUUUAUUUUUAAGUAAAACUGCCAGUUUUAUAUGAUUUCUUUUAAUUUGACCUCAGUUUUCAGAUUUGUAUCUGAAAUUGUUCUUUUUUUGUUUGAUGUAAAAGUUUAAAAACAUGUAAUCGGAAAUGCUAGACCUUAAGACGGCUAAUGGUAUUCAAAUGGCAUAUGUUAUUUUAUUUAAAUGUUUUACUUUAAAGAAAAAUUAUUUUAAAGUCUUUCAGAGGGUGGAUGUCCAAAAUGCUAAACUGUUGGUAAGUCUGGCCAUUUUUCUUGCUAUUGGUUUUAAUUUUUGACUGCACUUUUUAAACCCCUCAGUUCUACAUCUAUUUAUGUGUGUGUGUAUAUAAAUAUAUACACAUACACAAAAAUGCAUAUUUUACUCUAUAUACAUUUUCCACAUUUUGUAUAAUUAUAGAAAUAUUAAUAUGCGUAGACAAUCUUUGAACUGCACAUUUAUGGACGCGGCGUAGAAAAUGCGGCACCCAUAGUGUUUAGGGGCUUGUUUACAGUAGCAGGGGCUUCCCCCGGCAUGGCAUCCUGUAACUGUUCCUUCUUUAAUGGUCAUAAUACUUAGUGAUUUGGAGUAGGCAGGAGCUUAUGAGGUUUGUUCUCCUUGUCCUGUUUUCUUUUAUUUGUUAUACUUUAAAAUCUUUUUUUCUUCUGCUCAGAGCACUCAGUUCAUCUAGCUAAGGCUUGUUUAGUCAUGGUUCAGUUUUCCUCGAUCACCCUUGGAAGCCGCCGUUUGUGACUGGCUGUCUUCAUUUGGUCUCAGAUUUCUUCCAGCGUGCUAAGAAAGUCUUCCUGAUCGAGCAGGCCAGCCGAGUCCAGCUGAAGGAGUUUGCCCGGAAGAAUGCUGCCAAUACCUUGUCUGUGACCAACUUGGUCAUGGGAAUGAGUUCCAUCCUCUGCAGCCUCAAUGGCCACCAAUAUGCUGCAUGCUGGCUGGUUCUGAUUGGUUAUCUGCUGGACUUGGCCGACGGAGCGGUUGCUAGGCGACUGGAUGCCUGCUCAGCACUAGGUGCCAAGCUGGAUGACUUUGCCGAUUUUACCACAUUUGGCAUUGCCACGGCCUUGCUGCUGAGGACGCAUGACUUGAUGGACAACAUCCUCUGCAUGUGUUAUGUACUGUCGGUGUUCAUUCGCCUCUGCUUCUUCUCCAGCGGGAUUCCUUUCAUGUACCGUGGCCUCCCCUGCAUCUACUCUUCUGCUAUCCUAUCCUGCACCUGCCUGCUGUCAGGAGGCAAUGUGAUGGUGUUGCGGGUCACUGCCGUGGCCAUGAUCCUCUUUAUGGUCAGCCAGACCUUCUACCCCCACGACAGGAUCCUGGAGUCCCAGGCCUGGAAGAAGGUGGUCUAUGCUGGAGGAGUGGCAAUGGUGUUCUGUUCCUCUUUCCCGUCUGCAUGUGUUUACUACCUGCUGUGGUCAGUAUCUUAUAUUCUGUUUCCGACAACACUGUGGAGCUGUAAGGUGUGACAGAAGGUGAGACCUGGACCCAAAUGUUGAGCUAUCAGGCCAGGAGAAUGUUGGCCUGAGUUACUACAGACCUUAUACCUGCCGUUGCCUAUUUCCGUGGCAACUGUAAACAGACAUAAAACAAAAAAACAAACUUAAAGCCCACUGGUUGUAUUGAAGUGACACAAUAUACCUUCUGAAAAUGUUGUUUUCCUUGAUUUUUACUGGAUGGGAAGAUAGAAGAACUAUAAUGUUCUGUUUCGUUUUGUUUUGUUAAAUGAAAAUGCAAUUGUAUAGCCCAAAAAAGAAGGAAAUCUCCUGCUUUGUAUCUUAUGAUUGUUAAAUAAUGUGUGUCUCUAACGAAUCUCGUUUUUCCCCAUGCAGUAGCAAAGUCAUUCUGAGAACCUUCUUUUUUCCAUGUAGAGGUUUUUCCCCAAUAUGAUAAGAUCAUGAAUGCAGGACACAAAGCAUGUAUACGUCUAGUCAGAUUUUAGUGCUUGGCAUGAUCAGUACGGAAUACCCCCCCCCCCCCCCCCCCAAGUAACAAAUCAGGUUGUUGCUUUUGAAGGUUGGUUCUGUUUUGCUGAACAUAGACUUGACAAAUUCUACGAAAGUGUCAGAUAGUUUUAGGGCACACAAAUGCUGCUGAAUACUUUCUUUUUAUUGCCGGAAAUAUUGUGCACCUUACUAAUGUUAAAAAAUGUGUAUUAUACUUUUGUUUAUUUGGGAUUUGUGUACAUUUAAAAAGAUGCUCCAGUUGCUAAAAAAACGAUGGACUUUUAUAAUAUGUUUUGUCUUCGGUGAUUAAGAUAACCGUCAGGCACCUUUUUUUCGUGCUGACAAGUAAACAUUUCAGAUUAAAGUGAGGCCUCAUCUGACUUAGUAUGAUUAUUUAAUAUUUAAGUUAGCAUGUUGCAACAUUAAUACACUGACAUAGCACUAGUACCAAAUGCACAUUAUAAUAUGUGAGAUGGAAUAUAAUAAUAUAUAAAAUUUGUACAGGAAAUCCAACAAUCUUUUUAGUCCUUCAGCUUUCUAAGAAUAAAUGCUGCUUAGCCCCUGUUUUAAGGAGCUGCAUUUACAUUUUCAUAUGACCAUUUAGUGUCUUUAACAUUAACUGAUUUCAGAGCAUCAUCCUUUUCCUUCUUGAUGGCAAAUAAAUAGUGUUUUAUGUGCAGCUGGUACUUAUACCAAUGUUUUACUGAUAACCAGAGUGUUUGAUGUGCAAGGGCAUUUUAAUGUUAUUACUUGUACUGUUUAACAAGAAACGUUUUUAAAUUUGUCAGUUAAAGCUUAAUUAGGAGGAUUUCUGAGUAUAAAUGCCUUUCCCUGGGUUUCUAUGAUGGCAAGACUUAAGUAAUAUCAAAAUAUUUUUCAUAAGUUGUAGGGACAGUAAUUCUGCUUACAUUUGCCUUCUUUUAAAAGGGAAACUGCUGAAAAUUGUACCGUUUUAAGCCCUGAAUUUUAAAUGAAAUAAUAGAAUGUAAGAAUCUGAUCCCACACUUUUGUUUUCAUCCAUCUCCAUAACUGUAAAUGUAAUAUAUGUUUAACAUUCCGGGAGUUUCAUGCAUCUGUUAAUACCGGGUACCAGUCAUCUUUUAAAUGUGUAUUUCCAAUUGUUUUUAAAAAUAAACAUUAGAUUGACUAAA